Molecule: messenger RNA, 1380 nt
Organism: Alternaria atra
Lineage: Eukaryota; Fungi; Ascomycota; Dothideomycetes; Pleosporales; Pleosporaceae
Exons: 6
Coding region: 1-1380 (459 amino acids)
Biological process (GO): transsulfuration
Molecular function (GO): pyridoxal phosphate binding; transferase activity, transferring alkyl or aryl (other than methyl) groups
Source: RefSeq, a predicted model, not a curated record
AUGGCUGAGGAAUUGUCCAAGAACUUUGAGACGCUGCAAUUGCACGCUGGCCAUAACCCAGACUCAGAGACGAAUUCUCGAGCAGUACCCAUUUAUGCGACCAGCUCAUACACCUUCAACGAUAGUGCCCAUGCUGCGAAGCUUUUCGGCCUCAAAGAGUUUGGCAACAUAUACAGUCGUAUAGGGAACCCCACCGUCGGUGUACUCGAGGCGCGCAUUGCCGCACUCGAGGGCGGUGUCGCAGCACUAGCAACGGCAUCUGGCCAAGCUGCCCAGUUCAUCGCCAUAGCCGCUCUGGCACAUGCGGGAGACAACAUCAUCGCAACGUCGAAUUUGUACGGAGGCACAUACAACCAGCUCAAGGUCUUCUUUCCGCGUUUAGGGGUGCAGACCAAGUUUAUCAACGGUGACAAGCCAGAUGACUUCAAGGCUGCUAUCGAUGAGAAGACUAAGGCGAUAUAUCUUGAAAGUAUCGGCAACCCGAGGUACAACGUUCCCGAUUUCGAAAAGAUCGUAGCGAUUGCGCACGACGCUGGUGUUCCAGUCAUUGUCGACAACACAUUUGGCGCUGGAGGAUACUUCUGCAGGCCUAUUGACCACGGUGCUGACAUCGUUGUGCACUCUGCAACGAAAUGGAUUGGUGGCCACGGAACUACAAUCGGUGGUGUAAUAGUCGACAGUGGAAAGUUCGAUUGGGGUAAGCACGCCAAGCGUUUUCCGCAAAUGGUCGAGCCUUCAGACGGUUACCAUGGUCUGAAGUUUUGGGAGACAUUCGGAGCCAUCACGUUCAUCAUUCGAGCACGUGUUGAGAUCCAACGAGACUUGGGUGCGGCGCUGAAUCCAUUCGCCGCACAACAGCUGCUCCUUGGUGUCGAAACCCUUUCUUUGCGAGCAGAGCGACAUGCGUACAACGCACUCAAGCUGGCGAAGUGGCUUGAGAGCAACCAGAACGUAAGCUGGGUAUCUUACCCCGGUCUUGAGAGCCAUCCGUCACAUGAGCUAGCAAAGAAGUACCUACCGCGGGGUUUCGGGGGUGUACUAUCAUUCGGUGUUACAGGAGGUGGUGCAGCGGGCAGUCAAGUUGUAGACAACUUCAAGCUCAUAUCCAACGUGGCGAAUGUUGGCGAUUCUAAGACGCUGGCUAUUCAUCCCUGGACAACAACACAUGAGCAGUUGAGCGACGAAGAGAAAAUCAACUCUGGUGUCACUGAGGAUCUUAUCCGUAUUUCAGUUGGCACAGAACACAUCAACGACAUCAUUGCGGACUUUGAACAGUCGUUCAAGAGGUCGGCGACGAAGCCUGAGGAGAAAGGUCAACCGGAGAAUGCGGAGAAAACCGGCAGUGGUGAGCCCUCUGCCUCGUUGUCUGGUUCGACCUAG